Messenger RNA from Miscanthus lutarioriparius, 1992 nucleotides. NCBI's taxonomy places the organism in Eukaryota, Viridiplantae, Streptophyta, Magnoliopsida, Poales, Poaceae. The record is from the annotation of a GenBank genome assembly.
AUGGCCGCAAUAGAUGAGGUGGACAGGGGCGUGCCGGUGAUAGGGUUGAGGCACGGGAUGGUGGCGCGGUGCGGCCGCGAUGAGAUAGAUUUCGCUGUGGACUUGUUCGACUGGUGUGAGGAUCAGGUUCACUGGAGCCUCGAGAGAGAUGGUACAGACCUCAAGACACUAGCUACAAGAUUUUGGAAAGUUGCUGCUCCCUACUGGUGGUCUGAGGAUAAAACCCAAGCAAGGCUGAGGCUUGCUGCUGUGUUUGCUCUCACAUUGGGAACCACAGGGAUUAAUGUUGGAUUUAACUUCCUCGGUCGUGACUUCUACAAUGCCCUUGCUGAUAAGGAUCAACACAAGUUUACCACGCAACUGCUCUACUACCUGGGUGCUUUUGCUGGAGGAAUUCUGUUCUUUGUCUUGAGAGACUAUGCAAGAGAAACUCUUUCUUUGAGAUGGCGAUCUUGGAUGACAAGUUAUUAUAUGAAGCGUUACUUUAAAAACAGAACCUUUUACAAGAUUCAAUCUCAAUCAAUAAUUGACAAUCCAGAUCAAAGGAUAAAUGAUGAUCUCAGCGUAUUCACUGGAACAGCACUUGCAUUCUCUCUCACACUUUUCAAUGCUGCUGUGGACUUGGUAUCAUUCAGCAACAUCCUCUAUGGAAUCUACCCACCAUUGUUUAUUGUUCUUGUUGUCUACUCUCUUGGGGGUACUGCUAUUAGUGUCUUCCUUGGUAAGAAUUUGGUCAACUUGAACUUCAUGCAAGAGAAGAAAGAAGCUGAUUUUCGUUACGGACUUGUCCGUGUUAGAGAAAAUGCUGAAUCGAUUGCUUUUUAUGGUGAAAUUGCUGAUAGCUUCUCGGAAUCUGGAGUUUUUCACCAAUGGUUAUCGAUAUUUGAUUCAGAUUCUGCCAGCUGCAGUUGUUGCUCCAAUUCAAUUAGUGCGUUCUCAGCAGUUAUCGAUCGUCUAGGUGAAUUUGAUGAUCUAUUGGAUGGAAAUGAAUCCUCUCCAUCAUCUCAACGUGAUAGCAUUGAUGGGAUCAACAUUGUUUUCAAAAGCAAUGGUCCUUCUGUUCUUAGUUCUAAUGGAUCACUAACACAGUCUGAUCAAAGCAUGGUUCUGGAAAUUCGUAAUUUGACAUUGUUAACACCAAGAAGUGGAAAUGUUCUUAUUACUGGACUCACUUUUGAACUAAAAGACAAGGACCACCUACUGGUGAUGGGACCUAGUGGAAGUGGGAAGACCUCACUAUUACGUGCUUUGGCUGGCCUCUGGACUAGUGGUACUGGGGAGAUCAUAUACCAUGUGAGAAAUUCUAUGCAGCUUCAAAAAUCAAAUUCAAGUUCUGAUGAGCCAUCCAACAUGAAUUUAGAAGGUGGAGAAUUGUUGCGAAGUUCCAAGCAAAGAAGAGAUAAUGGCAUAUUCUUCGUCCCACAAAGACCAUAUAUGGUUUUGGGAACACUUCGUCAACAGUUGCUCUAUCCUACAUGGACUGAAAAGGCUCAUCACUCACCAGAUAAUGAUGCUCAAAAUUCAGAUCCUCUUCCUUUUCUGUCUGAAGUCUCCACAUCAGAUGGAGUCAGUGCCAAAUCUGAGGUGCCCACAACGUCUGAACUGAUCAAAGUCCUUGAGGUUGUUAAGUUGGGCUACAUAUUGCCUCGUUUUAAUGGCUUGGACUCUAUGCAUGACUGGGCCAGUGUUCUUUCGCUGGGGGAGCAGCAGCGUCUUGCAUUCGCCCGGUUGUUACUUGCUACACCCACUUUGGUCCUACUGGAUGAGUCGACAAGCGCACUUGAUGAAGCAAAUGAGGCUCAUCUAUACAGUCAGAUUGAAGCUGCAGGCAUUACUUACAUAAGCAUCGGACACCGGAAAACACUUCACAAGUUCCACAACAAGGCCCUGUACAUUUCGAAGUCUGAUUCGACAGACACAAAUCUACGCAGCUGGGAGCUAAAGCCCACAGACCAGCUUCCACUUGAAGAGUCAUCUCCAUUCCCUUCAUGA